Drepanopeziza brunnea f. sp. 'multigermtubi' MB_m1 is the source of this 1506-nucleotide messenger RNA. RefSeq lists its product as uncharacterized. The record is from RefSeq and is a predicted model, not a curated record. NCBI's taxonomy places the organism in Eukaryota, Fungi, Ascomycota, Leotiomycetes, Helotiales, Drepanopezizaceae.
AUGCCUUCUCUUCGUGAUGUUUACUUUCCCCGCGCCUCUCGUCGCGCGCAUCACAAAGACUCUAAGAGAUCGAAGGGAUCCUGCAGCUGCCAUGUGCGUCGCGCAUACGCGCAGGCCGAAAUAUUCGUGGAAGAUAAACUCUACCGGGGCUACAGCCUAGGUGCGAUCGAAAAUAUAGUUCAAAAGGAGAUCGAUAUUUCACGUCUCACAGGAGAGCUCUGUCCGUGCUACCUUCACUUCUGUCUCCGAAUUCUGCGUAACCUGCGCGGAUCACAUCCAUUCUCUUGCUUGCCUAUUAAUAGGGACUUCGAAAUAUACCAGGGUACGACGAUGAAGGAUGGAGUCUUCGAGCACAACUUCUCGUUUCGCCAAGACUUCCGAGACAAGAAGGUGGUACAGGAAUACGGAAUGGACCAAGAGAUGUCGAGUGAAAUUGAGCGCUCGCAGGCUCUGGAUCAAGGGACGGUCAUCGAACUGCGCCGCCUAAAAGAUGGUCUGCACGCAGAGGCCGAGAAGGAGUAUCAAUCAAGAAAGAAGCACAUGCUCGAAGGCGGUCCCUCCUCUUCAAUCAGCACGCAGACUUCAGUCAGCCGAGAGUCCAAGGCACCUCAAAGGUUGCUCAAAAACGGUCAGGCACAGAGCACUUACUCUCAAUCCUCUUCCGGCUCUACUGCUCGACCAGACCACGCCCGAGAUGACGAAGUCCGCACGGCUGGGAGAAGACGUCCAGAGAGCCGUGAGAAUCAACGUCGCAGUUCACCCGAGACGGAAAGUCGCCGCGGUCGGGAUAAUUCAUCUACGAUCUCACCGACAGACUCCGUGUCUCAAAUUGGACACGAUCGUCGUAUCUUCAAGACUUAUGAUUCGACCAGAAUCGGAAACAACUCUCAGGCCAGACCCAGCAACCUCUCUGCGGCUGGUGACUCCCAUGCUCCAUCUCCCCUCAAUCCCAGAAUGGAGUAUCGCCAAGAAGAACGAACCUAUCGCGAAAAUCGCUUCUACAUGGGUGCUAUACGUGCCGAGCUCCCGAGUUUCGAUAACAGAGCAUAUAAGUCAGAUCGCAGUACGGCAACCUCAUCUCGUUCCGCAAAGAGAGAUGAGGCUGAGAACAGCCGUCACAAUCGCCCCCGCUCCGAGAUCGAGAGAGGAAGCAGCGCUCAUAACACCGGGACGGGCAUGUCGUCCUAUAAAACGGCUCUGGAGCACUUCACACUGAAGCCAGAAGUCAAGGCUAGUGAGUCUCGCACGCGGUAUCCAUUGAACAAUCCCGAGACGUCUCGAAGACAGCCUAGCAGCACCAGCGGUCAAUCUCAAGACUCCCGUUACCGCCCCUCUUACAGAUCUCAAGCACCCUCUAGCAUCCUGCCCGCCGCCGAAUCCUCCAACGAGAGACGGCGAAGACCUUCAAGCGCCAAGAAGGAGACUGCCUCCAGCAUCUACCCCAUUCGUGAGGGUCGUGAGGGUCGUGAGGAUGGUGAUCGGGAUAGCAGAUACCGAUACCGCUAG